Micropterus dolomieu (smallmouth bass) is the source of this 2362-nucleotide messenger RNA. RefSeq names its product adhesion G protein-coupled receptor A1a (gene adgra1a). Gene Ontology annotation, molecular function: G protein-coupled receptor activity. Gene Ontology annotation, cellular component: postsynaptic density; plasma membrane; glutamatergic synapse. Gene Ontology annotation, biological process: G protein-coupled receptor signaling pathway; cell surface receptor signaling pathway. The record is from RefSeq and is a predicted model, not a curated record. Lineage: Eukaryota; Metazoa; Chordata; Actinopteri; Centrarchiformes; Centrarchidae. The transcript is spliced from 6 exons. Bases 269 to 2245 code for a protein of 658 amino acids.
CCGCUAUGGAGUCGGGACCGGGAGGCUGUUGCCGCCCGUCCGCGCUUCUCCUGGAGCCGCCAAGCUGGAGUAAGAGCAGUGUCCUACUGAACACCCUCCUGUGAUCAGAUCUUCCUCUGCUGCACCUUUGCUGUUGGAAGAAGGACACCGGCUUGAUUAAGAAUCUCGUCCUCUACAUGGAGCAGGAGGGCGCAGGGUAGGAGGGGCAGCAAGGACGUUUCAGGCCAGACCAGAACUUCACAACUGAAGAGCAUCUCCACUAAGACUAAUGGAUUUGAAGCGAGUGCUGUCCUUCCCACCAUACCCCGGGGAUUACCUGCAUCCAGUGGUGUAUGCGUGCACAGCAGUCAUGCUGCUCUGUCUGCUUGUCUCCAUCAUGACCUAUAUUGUCCACCACAGUGUGAUCCGCAUCAGCAGGAAUGGCUGGCACACACUCCUCAACUUCCUCUUUCACACGGGGCUGACAUUUGGAGUUUUUGCCACGGGCAUCAAUCAGAUCAACUUACCUUUCGUGUGUCAAAUUGUUGGCAUCGUACUCCACUAUGCUUCUUUGUCUACCAUGCUGUGGCUGACAUUUACUGCUAGAAAUAUCUGUAAAGAUGUGUCCAAAGACCCACUUCGGGCAAAAGACAAGAAUGGGACGGCCCAGACACGCACCAAACCAACGAUUCUCAGAUUUUAUCUUGUAAGCGAUGGAAUCCCUCUCAUUAUUGUUGGAGUUACAGCAGCAUGUGGUAUGGAUAACUAUGGUAGCAGGGAUGACGCAUUGUAUUGCUGGAUGGCAUGGGAACCAAGCCUGGGAGGUUUCUAUGCCCCUAUUAGUCUUCUGGUCUUAGUCAUGUCUGUGUACUUCUUGUGCACCUACAUCCAACUUAAACGCCACCCAGAGAGGAAGUACGAGCUGCGUGUUCUGAGUGAAGAGCAGCAGCAGUUAUCGUCCAGUGAAUCAAACCAUCACUGCCACAUCGACGCCGGAGGAGCUCCUGGGUCUGCUGGGGACUGUCUGCCAUUUGCAACAGGUGUGUCAGUGCUGGCCAAUGAGCACUCAUUUAAAUCUCAGCUCCGGGCCACAGCCUUCACCCUUUUUCUGUUCGUGGCUACCUGGGCUUUAGGAGCGUUGGCAGUAUCACUGGGACACUUCUUGGAUAUGAUAUUCAGCUGCCUGUAUGGGGCUUUUUGUGUCACUCUAGGACUCUUCCUUCUUAUCCAGCACUGUGCCAAACGUGAUGAUGUAUGGCACCGCUGGUGGGCUUGUUGCCCUUCCAAGUCCAAGACAAAGGAAGAGAAUGGGGACGGACAAAGUCAGAGGCAGGAGCUCCAUCAGCCACACUGCCAAUUGAGCUCCCCAUGCUCAAGCAAGCAGCCGCUACUCUCUCCUCACCUUGUGCAGAGUUCUUACCACAAAAUGAGCCCACCUCAGCAGAGCCUCACACCCAAUCACACGGGCCCAUGCUAUGUGGCCGUUACCACACCUCUCACUGAGCCACUGCCCUCACCACGUCCACUGUCGCUUUCUGAUGAGAUCCCUCGUCCUGCUCUGCCUCUACAGAGCUGCCUUAAUAACAGAACAAAGUCACGCUCCUUCAACCGCCCACGCCCAUGCCUCCAGGACUACCGUUCUCACAUGACUUCCACCAGUAUGGAUGGGAGUGUGCAUAGCUCCCACCUCGACAGCCCUCAUGCUGUGCAACACCUUGAAGGCUCGCCACUGGUUUCCAACAGCCCACACCCAGAUCUCCAGCUUCCCUGUCCCAGCCCUCACUUGGAUAAGCAGGUAGCUUCCUGCCAGAGCUUGCAACGCCAGACCUCCUGCCACAGUGUACAAGACUCAUUGACUUCCUGCCACAGCCACGCACACAACAUGCAUGACAGCAUUACUUCCUGUCAUAGCCUCCUCCAGCCUUCUCACGGGGUCCACACCUGCCAGUGGCACAUGUAUAGCUCAGCUGGGCACUCUUCCACUACAAGCUGCUGUGAGAAACCCGAUCCCUUCAGCUUGCAAUAUCAGCAAGAUCCCGACACAUACAACUGCAUGUCAAAGGCAACAGACAAAAAAAAGGAUAAUCUCUGCAUAGAGGAUGAGCAGAAAGGUUUCCCAAGAAAUACUCUGCCUCGGCAGCAUGGCACUGUCAGCCGGCGAGGUACCAUCGGCCGAAACAGGAGCCUGCAGGAAGAUGGCCUGUUCGGCUCAGAUGCCAUAGGAAACAUAAGGACUGGCCCUUGGAAAAAUGAAACAACAGUAUAGUUUUCUUAUACUUGUACUUUCAGCAUCCCUGUAACUGUAACACCUACUCUGUGUUGGGGUCUUAAUGCCUUCAGCUUUGCCAUUAAACCACAGGUUGAGGCCUCGUAUCUCAAAGAU